Molecule: messenger RNA, 8965 nt
Organism: Didymodactylos carnosus
Lineage: Eukaryota; Metazoa; Rotifera; Eurotatoria; Philodinida; Philodinidae
Source: the annotation of a GenBank genome assembly
UUGAAAAGCCUUUGUUUUGCUGUAUUUUUCUAUUGAAUUGAAACAUCAAUACGACACCAUUUAUACUAUAUACACUAAAAAUAUUGAUAUGCUGGAACGAAUUAUAUACUGAACACAAAUCGAUAUACGUUAUAAUGAUCAUAUCUUACAACAAAUUAACAUUAAUAACAACACAAAUGCGUACGAUUAUGGGAGAGAUAAAGGAUAUCGAGAUUCGAGAGGAGGAGAUUAUUAUCGAGGCGGUUCAGGUUCAUUUGAGAUUAAUCGUGGUACUUCGUAUCGAGACAGAGAUGAGCGUGGUAGAGACACAAUUCGAGACGAGAAUGUCCCACCUCGUGAUUAUUAUCGAGGUAACGAUAAUCGUUCUCAGAUUAUUCGAGACGACCAAAGUGGAGGAGGCAAAAAUAAUUCUCAGACAUCAGGCAGGGGAGGAUAUGGUAAUACGGCAAUUCGCGAAGAUUCGCGAAAUUCGAUACGUGAAGAAGCAUCUGAUCGCGGUUCGGGUGGUAUAGGAGAUCGAACAAAUUCUUCUGUAAGAGGAGAAGGAGAUGAUUCAAGUGUAGAGGAUCCAAAUGAACGACGUGAUCGACUGAGUCCAAUCAAAGACGAAGGAUAUGGUCAUCUCCGCUGUAGCGUGCGAUUUGAUCGUUCACGCAGCAAAUUGAUUGUUCGAGUUCAUGAAGCGAAAGAUUUGAUUAAUACGGAUAGAAAUAGUUUGUCUGAUCCGUAUGUGCGCAUCCUAUUACUACCAGACAAACGAAAAAAAACAAAACGUCGAACAAAAGUCAUCAAGGAUUCGUUGCAACCAGUAUGGGAUGAAGCAUUCGAAUAUGAUUUAACAUUGGAGGAAGCACGUAUGAAAACGGUUGAUUUAACAGUAAAAAAUGAUCGAUCAUUAUUUAGCACGGAAAAGGUAUUUAUGGGACAAGCACUAAUUACAUUGGGUAAUUUAAAUUUAGAUGAUGAAAAUUUAAUUGAUCAAUGGUAUACGUUGGAGCCCGAAGGAGCUUUAGCUCUUCGAUUAAAAGGAUUGGAUGCUGAAAAUUUAACAGCUCGUUGGGUACCAUCGACACAAACUGCCGGUGUAUACGAGUGGACCGGAGAAUCUAACAAAAAAUCAAAAACAAUGACCUAUUUUGGUACCGGAGAGAUGCGUGGACAACUCAUUUCCAGUCAGCCAUCAUCGUCGUCAUCAUACACGGAUGCUUAUUUAUCAGCAUUCGCACCAAAACACACACAUAAAAAGCAUCAUCACUCAUCGACAGUUGAAACAUCUUCAUUUUCUCUGAACAAUAACCGUCCAGUUUCGUCCCCCGUAACAACACCACAAACACAAAUAGAAAGUGUUUUAAAGAAUAAUUUUGAAUACACAUCGUCAAGACCAAGUAGUAGUGUCACAUCACCACCUUUAUACAAACAAGUGCAUUUUGUAGAGCCAAAUGUUUCAUACUCAAGUGAUUUUAAAACCCAACCUUCUACGUUCGGUGAGCGUCCAGUGUAUUCGACGGAUAAUUCUUUCUCGUCAUCAAUAAAAGAUAAUUAUGGUUCUAUGACAAAAACAACAUAUCCUUCUUCGAAAACACCAUAUCCUUCUUCGAACAGUAAUCAAUCAACAGGUAAUUUACCUCAAUCGAAGUCUAUGUAUAACUAUGAACCAAUACCUCAAUCCAAUACGUAUCUCUCCAGUUACUCCACAUCUGUUCAACCUCCAUCGUCUUCGAACUUGUCUAGUAAUUAUCAAACGUCAUAUCUCUCCACUUACAAUAGUAGUCCGAUAUCAUCACCGUCAACAUUUCCAAAAUAUUCAACAUCAACUUCAUAUGUAUCACAAUAUCCGACUUCUAAUUCCUAUCUUAGCAUAUUCAAACCUCUACCAGCAUAUACUUCAAGAGAUUAUUCCUCACGUACAACUUAUCCUUCUAACUACGAAUCAACACCACCACUUCCACCGAGUAAUAUCAGCCGCUAUGAUAGUAGAAUAAGUAGUAAUAUCAACGAAAAUGAUAGUAGAACUUACUCUCCCCACAUUCCGACUAGUGCUUAUAGUACAAACCUUUUUCAACAUUCCACGCAACAAGCAACGAUUUCCCCCAAAACAACAAGAAUAUACGAAAACAUUGAACAACCAACUACAAGUUCGUACUUUCCUCAAGUUACCGUGUCCAAUGUUUCACAAAACAUAUCAGAUAGACCAGUUCACAUUGACAAUGAAAGUCCAAAAGCAGCCACACCACUUCUGGAAUCUCCGACUCAAGAUAAAUUAGUAAUGAAGCCUGAACAACUUGAUAUGGAAGAAACUGUCGAUAUUAAUCAGACAGUAUCAAAGCCAAUUGAAAUAUUAGAAACUACGUUGAACAAAUACGAUAGUUUAAUAGAUCAAAUUAGUGCAGUACUCGCAAGUGUGUCUCCAAUUACUUCAACUAUUAGUAGCAUGAGUCCUGGAAAAAGUUUGCUCGAUUACGAACUUUCAUCCGAUAGUUCACCCACAACAAGUAAGAAAUCUUCUAUGCAACAAAAACCAGACCAAGUUAAAACUCCCAUAGAUAGUGAAGAUGAAAUGGUGAAAUCAGUAAUAUUUGUGGGUGAUGAAGAUCAACCAAGUAAACUUCAGAAAGAAAAGGAUAGUUAUCUUAUCACCGGAUCUUCCUAUGACAAACUGGUUACAGCUAUUUCAGCCAUGGAUAGUGAAUUAAAAAAUCGAGUAUCAGAGCACACAGAUGAUGAUGAAAAAGUAACUACAUCACAGAUAUUUGAUAUUGGUGAGACAGAUGAAGAAUCAUCGUCGGACAAUAAUAGAAUUUCAACUGCAAUUCAUGAUAUGUCUGAGACAGAUUAUUCGGCCUUAGAUCAACAACCUGUUCCAAACGAUACUCCAGUACCUAAAGAAAAAUCUACAUUAUCUGACACUGAUUCGAAAGUAGAUGACAUUCAACAAGGCACAAGUAGUUUGGAAGAAAUUUUAUCACAUGUAUUAAGAACCGGUCCGAAAAAAGUACAAGCGAUUUCGCAAGAAAUACCAUCACAACAUGAUGAGCAACUUCCAAUUUCAACUGAAAAAACUGUCGAAGAUGUAUCUAGAACAGAAGUUGUCAAGGAACAAACUGAUAUUUUACCUGCAGUUCUUGAAGAAAAAAUGGCCACGCUAGAUACUCAAUUACCAAAUCUCUCUAAAGACAAUGAAACAAUCAUCGAAACACCAUUAGUAGCACAAAACAUAAUCCCACCGAAUGAUUUGGCAUCACAUAAAGAGGAAAUUGUCACUACAUCAGAGCCAAUUGAAAAGAGCAUUGAUACUUAUGAACCACAGAUAUUUCCUGAUGACGGUAGACUAAUCGAUAACAACACUACAGCUGAAAAUAAGUUCGAACCGGAGCACUUGACGGCAGAAAUAUCUAAGAAAUCAUCCGCUAAUGAACAACAGAUAUUCGAUGAACAGUCUCAACAAGUUGAACAUCACAAGGAAUCAAGUCAUUCUACUGCCAACGACGAGAGUUUAACUGCCAAAAAAAGUCCAAUAACGACUCAAACUUAUGAAGCACCUGAAAGCAGUCCUGAAGUACAAACGACAUUGGAAACUCAGCAUCAAACUGUUCAAGAAACAGACACCACGCCGCAAACUCUGGAAGAAACAAGUCUUCCCGAAGUGUCGCGUCUGGAUAGCGUGCAUAUUGAGAAAGAAUUUCAUCCUACUACUAUAGAUGUUUCUACUGGAUUCUCUUCCACUUCUGAAAAAAAUUUAGAAGAAACAUCGCGUGAUGCAUCCGCAGAUAUCAAAAUAGAACAAAACGAUACGUUAAGCACUAACAUCACAGAAACAAAGCAAAACGAAGAGCUGUUGAAUAAUGCUUUGAACUUAGAAACAAUGCCACAAUUAAAUGAUAUAGAUGUACAACCAAUCGUACGACAAGAAGAUGACAAUUUCAUUCAAACUGAAGAAUUAUCCAGUAUUAGCGAUCAAAAAUCAAUCAAUAACAAUUUAGAAGAAACAUCGCGUGAUGCAUCCGCAGAUAUCAAAAUAGAACAAAACGAUACGUUAAGCACUAACAUCACAGAAACAAAGCAAAACGAAGAGCUGUUGAAUAAUGCUUUGAACUUAGAAACAAUGCCACAAUUAAAUGAUAUAGAUGUACAACCAAUCGUACGACAAGAAGAUGACAAUUUCAUUCAAACUGAAGAAUUAUCCAGUAUUAGCGAUCAAAAAUCAAUCAAUAACAAUUUAGAAGAAACAUCGCGUGAUGCAUCCGCAGAUAUCAAAAUAGAACAAAACGAUACGUUAAGCACUAACAUCACAGAAACAAAGCAAAACGAAGAGCUGUUGAAUAAUGCUUUGAACUUAGAAACAAUGCCACAAUUAAAUGAUAUAGAUGUACAACCAAUCGUACGACAAGAAGAUGACAAUUUCAUUCAAACUGAAGAAUUAUCUAGCAUUCGCGAUCAAAAAUCAGUCAAUAACUUGUCCGUAAUAAUAGAUGAAAUACUUCAUCAAGCAGUGGAGAUAAUAUCACAUGAAAAUCAAAAUUCUGACAAGAAAUUCACCCCUGAUGAAAUAUCUCAACUUGAUACUAGCUCGUCUGAUAAAUUAAUAUUGGACAAAUCAUCUGCAGAAAUAAGUCAAGACUUGACAUAUGCAUCGGUUGAAAGUUUUCAACAAGCUCAAACUGAACAAUCCAGCGGAGAUCAAAAACCAGAAGAACAACAGCCUGCUUUUGUACCAGAUAACGAAGAAGAGAGAAACAAACUGCCUGAUAUUGCUGCUAAUGAAAGUCCCUAUUCUCCACCCGCGACGGAAAGUGAACAACUACAAACAAAUGAAACAGCCGUUGAUACCAUUCAGGAUAAACCGACAUCAACUGUACCAAUCGAAGAGAAUCUAGAACGAGGAAUACUCAGUGAAGAAGAUUCUUUUUAUGAUGUGCCAUCUCAAAAGUCUGAGAUGACCGUGACAUCAUCUUCCGAAAUAUUUACAGAACCAAAGGUUGAAUAUAGUAUUACAGAAGAGAAAAUAAAUUUACCGCAAGUAUCACAAUUAACAUUGAAUAAUUUUUCAGAAGAAGUAAGAAAAUCUGAGUCAGCAGUUCCAGAGGUAAUCCAUACCGAAGAUACUAUCGGAUCAAGUAUAAAUAAUAUUCAGUCAACGGAAUCUGAGGUCCGAGAACAUGAGAUUAAAGAGGCAACAGGCACAAGAAGUAACGAAAUAAACCUUCACGUAACAAGUCCUUUAGAAGAACUAAACCAAACAAGUCAGGUAUCUACACGGUACCUAAGCAGCGAUGUCUAUUAUGCUUAUCUUGGAGAUCAUUACGAGCCUGAUGUCGUGAACAAGAUGACAGACGAUGAUAGUGCCACAUUCGUGAGAGAUGAUACGGUAAAGAUUGCAGUGGAUGUUGUUAACGGACCAAAAGAGACUCAGUCAACGGAUGAAACACUUAAAACAGAAGUGUUGGUUUCUGAAGGUCAUACUGCAGAGCAGCUACCUUUGGACAAUAAAACCGAAUCCGACACAAUAAGAGAGCCAACUGUAUUAGAAACCAUCGCACAAACCGUUACUGCUCCAUUUACUGCUAUUAGUGAAACGGUGCAAAAAGUUGUUGCUAAUCUUCAAUCAAGUUCAGAAACUCAAUCAAUUACUGACAAUAUUCUGGAAGAUUCGACAAUCACCAAGUCAGAUACCGAGUUAGAAGAGAAAAAAAUACCAUCACUGGACGAGCAGAAUGAAAAAAAUAGCGAGGCACAGGACGUCGAAAGUCAAAGUGAUCAACACGGUUUUUUCGACACUGUUAAACACAUAAUUGCUUCUCCAGUUGUAGCCGUAACAGAAGUUGUACAAAAUAUAGUUUCCAGCAUACAACACUCGUCCAACGCCGAACCAGACAUCAACAAAGAACAAUCAUUCAAUCAAGAAGAUCAAAUUAGUUCUUCGAUUCCAUCUACACAAAGUGAGGAAGAUCAAAAGGUAGAUCAAUCCGAAGAAUUACCAAAGUUGCAUGGCUCUGAUGCUGAUGUGAGAACUGAUCAACUGGAGCCUGAUAGUGAGAUUUCUUUACAAGAAUCAACCAUUCAACGCGACUUUAUUCAUGAGAUACCAUCAAUCCCUGAAUUAAUUUCCACUAAUCAAGACAAUAAAUUACAACAAGAUCACCUCAGUGAGGAUUCUUUGCCCAGACUCAACGAAUCUUCACAACCUUUUCUAUCAACUCUUGAUGAUGUAUCCCAAAUCCGCGAAGAAUCACAACCGAAAGUAGAAGAAGUCUCCGCAGAUCUGUACACUCAACAAUUGCAAGAAAACAGCGUUAACAAUCAGCCACCUUUAUCGCAAGAUUUAAGCGCAGAUGAAGCAAUUCAAAUUAGUAGCCCUGUCAUAGGCGAGAGUAGAAAUGUGGUGUCAACUGAAUCUCAAGUGGAAACAGCAAAUGACAGUCCACUUGUAUCUUCUGAUGUACAGAUACCAUCCUCCAAUCAACUGAACGAGGAUAUCGACAUAUCCUCCAAUCGGUUUUUGGAGGAUAAUAAAACCAUCGAUCGUAAAGAUACCGGUCAAGAGGAAACUCUCCUAACUAUUCCAUCAGAGUCUAAUUUUGCUGAUAUCGAACAGACUAUAGUAUCGGAACAACAUCAGACUACUGAUUCAACAGCACAUGCACCGCUUCUAGAUACACAUAUUGAAAGUUCAAACUCUAUCGACAAUGAACAGCUGAAAAGCAGUGAAAUUAACGGUACAAUAGCUAAACGUGAAGAAAAACAAGCUGAACAAUCGGUCGAAGGUUUUCAACCUUCUUCCGAAAGUACGAAUAAAGCCAUUAUUGACGGUGAACCAGAACAACAGCCACAAAUUCAAGUGCAAGAAUCAACACAUAUUCAACAGUUGCUUGAAGAAAUGGUUGACGUAAUAAAUAGCGAAAACGACAAAUCGAUUGGUGAACAACCGAUAACUGAUACUUCAUCAAUUCUUGAUCAAAAAACACCUGUCCUGAACGUAACUUCUGAAGAAACUGCAUCAUUGGACGCAUUACCAUCAAUCUCUCAGGAAAAACGAAACAAUGAACUUAAUCCUUCAGGUGAAAAUUUUGAAGACCUGCACAAUAAAUAUCUUGAUUCAUCUGUGAAUAUGACUUCAACACAUCAAAAUGAUUACUCUCGAGAGUAUUCGCCAGCGAUAACAGAGACGGAUACUUUUGAUUUGUUAAAUACUCUUAAAGGGCACAGUAUCAUGUUAAAUUCAGGUCAAACGGGUUCGAAUCAAGUUACGACUAUUGAUGAUUUGAAAAAAUUUGCUGAAAUUUCAUCAACCGAUACAUCAGAUGACAAAAGUCCGCCUGUUGCACCCUUUACUGUUGAUAGUGCAGUUCAAGCUGAUUCAACAGAAAGAUUAUCGACUCGUAUAUCAAGUAGUAAAGUUAUAUCGUACGGUAUACAUGAUUUAUCUGAUGCCGAAUAUGAAAAAUUAUCAGAAAUGGAUAUUAAAAAAGAUUUACCAGCACUGAUUUAUGACCAAACAACGACAGUUGAGCAACAACCGACAGAAGGUCAGAAAAUAACAACAGACUCGGAUCGUUCAAGCACAACAACAAGUGCAUCUCAAAUCACUAGCUCAGAUCGUUACGUCUCUUACGCUAUCCACGAACUGGGUGAUUCAUCGGUUGAACAGUUAAGUGCAGCGAUUCCGAUCAAUGCUGAUCUACCCAUAUUCAAAAAUACAAAUAGUGACACAUCCGCUCAAGCUGAUGCUCAAAUAAAAGAACAAGAUGUGUCAGACAUGGUCAACUUACCCGUAAUAGGACAACAACAGCCAGCACCGUCAAAAAAUAAACAUCAGCAUCAGCACGAUAUGGACGAUGCAACUGAGUUCGAUGCAACAGAAAAUAUUACCUAUUCUCCAAACGUGGAUGAUGAAAAUUUAGCAUCAGAUCAAAUAAAGAAAAUAUCAAAAAAACAGCACGGAUCCAGCACAGAUGAAGAUGCUGAUGAGGAUAUCAUGGAAAAUGUUGAUAAUAGUGAACAAAAUUUAAGACAACAAGGACACGAAAAUAUUUAUAGAAUAGUUCGAGAAAUUGCCAGUUAUUCUCCAGAUGAGGCCUACCGUCGUUAUGAUACAUCGAGUAGAGAUUCAUCGUCGGCCCCGGCUCAAACAGACGAUGUAUUUUUAAUUCCUGGAUUUCCAGGUCUAUGGCGAGGUCCUGACAAAGAUAGCAGUACCCAAGAAGAGCAAUCAUCAUUUGACGACGAUGCUGAUGAUGAAAAGUACAGCAUGGACGAUCUUAGAGAUGAUACUCGGAAAAAGACGACAAUAAAAACAAAGACUAUUGUGCGAACAGCUGAUCCAAGUAAAUUUCAAAGUCUAUUCCAUCAAGAAGGCGAACUGAAUAUUCCAUUGAGACCUGUACAACAUACAACGGAAGCUUUUGAUAUAUUUAAUCGACCGUUGAACGAUUUUGCAUUUGAUCCCUGUUCUGAAUCGGAUAGUUUUAAAACCGCUCUCGAAACUGAAGCAUCACAAAUGUCAUCACGUGCACAAGCAUUAUUAGAAGCCGAAGAACAAAGAGAUUAUAUUCAUCUAACAAAUGACGUUUCUGAUCGAACAAGUUCACCAGUUAUCAUACGUGGCGAACGAGGUGUAAGUUUACCUGUUGCAACGAAUAUUUCCUAUGACGAUCUUGAUUUUCGUCUCUCAACAUCGUCUCCUAUUGAAACACCUUCCUAUUCGGAAACAAAUAAAGUAAAUUCUCUGUUCCUAUCAAAUACACAAGUGAAUGACGUGAGCAAUACUGGAGCGAUUAGUGACGAUAAUAAUGCAUUAAAAUCGACUAUACACGAAUCAUCACCAUACAGUGAAAUUCAAACCACAUCCAGUGGUGGUAGUUCAAAAAGUUUGAGUAGUGGUGAUGAACAACGAAUAUAUGAAAAACGACCAUGGUGGAAAGCAGUAAAUACGGAAGAUGAAUCAUCUGCUGCUGCCGGACGUGAGUAA